Messenger RNA from Polyodon spathula (Mississippi paddlefish), 1317 nucleotides. Its product is annotated as putative methyltransferase NSUN7. The record is from RefSeq and is a predicted model, not a curated record. Gene Ontology annotation, molecular function: methyltransferase activity. Bases 1 to 1317 code for a protein of 438 amino acids. The transcript is spliced from 10 exons. Lineage: Eukaryota; Metazoa; Chordata; Actinopteri; Acipenseriformes; Polyodontidae.
AUGGAAUUGCAGUCCUCCAGCCUGGAGAUGAUGAAUGAAAUCUCCAGUUUGGAUGACCUGACCAUCUCGGACAAGGCAAAUUCAUCUAGAUACCCUGACUAUGUCUACUUCAAUGCAGCAACAAUUUUCCAGAACAACCACGUGGAUAAACCCCAAGAUCAACGACUAGUGGACUACGGCAAAUUAACCAACCUCCCUAUGCCAGUGUUCGAAGAUGAAAAGUCUCAAAAAAAUACAUUGAAUAUCAUGCUCUCUGUUUACUCCACCUGCAUCAUGCAUGAUGACUUGACUAGCCUGGUUGUUGUGAUGUUGUAUGAUUUCCAAGAUCACAACUUUCAACCCAGACUCUGUCUUGCUGAUGAACAGGAGAUAGAAGAAGUGAGAGAAGUAGAAAAGUGCCUGAACAGUUUUAAAACAAAACUAGCUGCUUCUCUGGCUCGCUGCCGAAUCAAACUCUCCAUUCUAACUAUCGACUACCUCUUGCCCGAAACUGUAAGGACAAAACAAGAGAGAGCCUCUACCCUCCCUCUAUAUGCUUGGGUGAACACAGUAAAAACUAGCCUUGAAGAAGUGCACAAUUCCUUGGUGAGAGCAGGAUUUUUGAAGGUAAAAUCAAUCACUGAACUUGAAGGAUUAACUUUCUGUCAGGACCCGCACUGUCAGGAUUUGUUGGUUUUUCCUGCUCACCUCAAAGCUGACCUUCGUGGAAUGGAGCUCUUUACAGACUACAAGCUAGUUUUUCAGGAUAAAUCAUGCAGUCUGGCUGCACACUCUGCAAAGGCCUUGAUGAACAUGGAUGAUAAUGUCAUCAUUGGAAACAUGGGAUCAGGCUUGACCAUAGCUCACAUGUCUACACUGACCAAUCAGAACACAAGCAAGAUAUUUGUUUGUGGGGUGAAAUCCCAGCAAGAACAACUGCAACAUUUGUUCACACAAAUGCAUUGCAAAAAUAUAAAGCUAAUACCCGACACCUUCACAGAUAUUGAACCUACAGAUGCACGGUUACAAAAGGCUAAAAUUAUUUUGCUCCUGCCUCAGUGCACUGUAUCUGGUGUCAGUAACCCAGUCGAGUUCAUAUUAAAUGAAAAUGGAGAUGCUGGUCUUCUCCAGGAUCUUUCCAGGGGAUCAAUAUCAGAAGAUAAACUGAAUGACCUUGUCAAGCACCAAGAACAAAUCCUGACACAUGCAGUGAAAUUUCCCAAGGUGCAGGCUGUGGUGUACUGCACAUCUUCAAUUUACCCAGAGGAGAAUGAAAAUGUGGUGAAAAAAGCACUGGAGCAUAAAGUUGAGGGAAACCAAGUACAGCCGUACAGCUAA